Molecule: messenger RNA, 796 nt
Organism: Fragaria vesca subsp. vesca
Lineage: Eukaryota; Viridiplantae; Streptophyta; Magnoliopsida; Rosales; Rosaceae
Product: glutaredoxin-C4-like
Exons: 4
Coding region: 115-534 (139 amino acids)
Biological process (GO): cellular response to oxidative stress
Cellular component (GO): cytoplasm
Molecular function (GO): glutathione disulfide oxidoreductase activity
Source: RefSeq, a predicted model, not a curated record
CAGCUUUCAUUUGCAUCCAAAGGCCAAGGAAUAUAAAAACGUCCCGAGAGAGAAAGAGAGCCCGCCUCAAGUCUCCAUCGAACCUCGCGGCGCGUGAGAUCCCAAUCAGCAGCAAUGGCUUCAGCCAAGACGGUGCUAUCGGUAAUCGCAGCAACAGUGUUACUCACCUCUCUAGUCUGGAAACUCACAUCUGCAUCCUCCGCUUCUUCCGCCGACUCUGUCGAUUUCAUUAAGAAGACCAUAUCCUCCAACAAGAUCGCCAUCUUCUCCAAGUCCUACUGCCCAUACUGUAGAAGGGCAAAGGCGGUUUUCAAAGAGUUGAAACAGGUGCCGUAUGUGGUUGAGCUUGAUGAGAGAGUUGAUGGCAGGGACAUCCAAGAUGCUUUAAGUGAGAUUAUUGGGAGGCGUACUGUACCACAGGUGUUUGUAAAUGGAAAGUAUAUUGGAGGAUCUGAUGAUACUGUUGCAGCAUAUGAAAGUGGAGAACUGGCUAAGCUUCUAGGCCUUGAGGUCAGGCGUAAGGAUGAUCUGUAAACACUAAACAGAGUCACCAGCAACCAGAAACUUGCAAUUUAUUUCUUAGCGAAGUUGAAUGCACCGUUGUAAAAUAACUCCGUCACUAUCAAUUGGGGUAUGAUAAUUUACAAAAGAUGCUUCAUUCUUCAUUUGUAAAAUUGCUUAAUGUACUUCGUUGUGAUAUUUAUAUGCAGUAGUUUACAGAAGAGCAUGAUACCACUCAUACCAGUAAUGCUAUUCCCUAAUGUUAUUGAACCCCUAGCGCCCAUGUUACUCGAAA